AUGGAUGCAAGAUGGGCGGACGAACAGCAAGAGAAGAAAACAGGGAGUAAAAAAGCAAGUCGUCUCACCUCGAUUACUGGCAAGCUCAUCUUCUUGCGCCCGCUCCGUGGAGAGCUAGGCGAUGAUUGGAACUGCAUGUGCUUCGCGGGGAAGGGCAGUGCUGGAUCUCGAUGCGGGCGUGGCUGUUGUCCGCCAAAGCCCAAUACUGUAUGGGUACGGUACAGUGACGCCGCGUUUGGUAGUAGCAGCAGCAGUAGUAGUAGUAGUGGUCAGGGUGGAGAUAUGACGCUCGUCUGGAUAUUUUGGCGUGCCGCGUCGAGAACGUCGCAGGGUAUAGUGAUGGUGGUGGUGGUGGUGGUGGUGGUGGUGCUGCUGCUGUGGCUAGCCCAGAGCGAGCAAGGGUUUGCCGCCGGACGUGGACAGAACGGGGUGUGCUUGGGUGGGUGUAGGGCUAGUAGGGUGUAG
Messenger RNA from Bipolaris oryzae ATCC 44560, 465 nucleotides. RefSeq lists its product as uncharacterized. The transcript has 2 exons. Bases 1 to 465 code for a protein of 154 amino acids. Lineage: Eukaryota; Fungi; Ascomycota; Dothideomycetes; Pleosporales; Pleosporaceae. The record is from RefSeq and is a predicted model, not a curated record.